Molecule: messenger RNA, 1687 nt
Organism: Daucus carota subsp. sativus
Lineage: Eukaryota; Viridiplantae; Streptophyta; Magnoliopsida; Apiales; Apiaceae
Product: F-box protein CPR1
Exons: 3
Coding region: 143-1345 (400 amino acids)
Molecular function (GO): protein binding
Source: RefSeq, a predicted model, not a curated record
CAAGAUAGAGAAAAGUUUGGAAAAAUAUUCAGAUAACAAGCAUUUCCCAAACAAAAAACCCCUUGUAAACCCUGCUGGAAGAAAAGAAACAAAGUGAGGGUUUGGAGCAUUGUCUUGACCCAACACAACAUCAACAGCAACAAUGUCUGAUCUGAUUCCACCCCACUUGAUCGCCAACAUCUUCUCACGCCUGCCCGUUAAAUCUCUCCUUCGUUUCAGGUGUGUAUCCAAGCCUCUCCGUGCUCUAAUCGAUUCUCCUCAUUUCAUCAACUCCCACUUGCAUAAAUCUCUCGUUUCUAACUCUAAUCGAACUAUUAUCACUACUUCUAUUGAUUGUACUAGUAUCUGUUAUACAGACUUUGAUUUUGAUAACCCUUUUGCUACUUUUGUCAAUCACCCCUUCACACACUGUGGUGCUCAUUUUAUUGCUUCUUGUAAUGGCUUGAUUUUGCUCUUAACUGCUAAAAAUGUUGAUACGUGUGUUCUCGAAACUAUUUCCCAGCCUGACCCUCCUAAUCUUAGCCUUGUUUUGGUGAACCCCGCUACUCGAAAGCAUAAGUUGUUACCGGUUUCCCCAGUUGAGUAUCCUGUGUACUAUUCGGAAACUAAGUGUGAGUUUGUUAGUUAUGGUUUCGGGUAUGAUUCUGUGCGCGAUGAUUAUAAAGUGGUGCGUAUCGCUCAGUUUCCUGAUAUGGUUAAGAAUGAGGUUAAGGUUUUUAGUUUGAAGAAAAAUGGCUGGAGAAGGGUUCUGGACUUUCCCUAUCGUGUGUCUACAUCUGAACAUGGGGUGUUUCUUGAUAGUGCUGUGCAUUGGCUAGUGUGCAAGCGAUUUGGGUCUGAGGCUGCUGUCAUUGCUUCGUUCAAUCUUGGAACUGAGAAAUAUGGUUUGCUUCCCCAGCCUCGGUACUCUGAUAUGUCGGAUAAUAUGGCAACUCUUGGAGUUCUAGGAGGGAAACUGUGUUUGAAUUGCAACUAUAAUAUGAGGUACAUUGAUAUAUGGGUGAUGGAGAAAUAUGGUGUUAAGAAGUCGUGGAGCAAGAUAUUGUCUGUUGUACAGAAUGAUGAUCUCCCGUUUGUGCAACUGACUGCUGUGGCAUAUUCAAACACUGGUAAGAAAGUCCUCCUACAGCAAGAUGCUAGCCAGCUGCUGUGGUAUGAACUUGAACAAAAGGUUAUCAGCAAAAAGUUUCACUUUCCUGAUUUUUGGAAAGCAUAUGUAUCUCUGGAAAGUCUUGUAAAGCUCGAUUAUGAGGAUAGUACUGAGUUUCCAUGGUCUAAAAGGAAAACGAAGAAGAGUCGUCAAUUGGAUGAUUUCUUGUCCAAGGCGUUCAACCUGAAGCUUUAGUACAGGAGACAAGUGCACGAAGUUGAUGUGAUCAUGACGGCUGUUCUGGAUAGCUUUUUGGUUGUACGCAGGAAAAGAUGGAGCACAAACAAAAGUGGAUUGUUGAGAUGAUUUAGCCUAUCUAUGUUUGUUUUCUUCUGCUUUUGUUAUCUGACUCAAGAUUCUGUUGGUUUGUUAUUAUGGUGCACAGAUUCUACUUAACCUUUCUAUCUUAGGGAUCAAUUGUAUGGUGGUUCUUAUUGAACUGGGUAUUAACUAGACAUCAUUAUAUUAAGGCUGAAUUGUUAUGUUUCUGUUAAACUAAGAUUAGUAUAGCCGUAUAGGCAAAACUUCUUUUCUACA